Messenger RNA from Anopheles funestus (African malaria mosquito), 1092 nucleotides. RefSeq lists its product as uncharacterized. NCBI's taxonomy places the organism in Eukaryota, Metazoa, Arthropoda, Insecta, Diptera, Culicidae. The transcript has 3 exons. The record is from RefSeq and is a predicted model, not a curated record. The coding region runs from base 1 to 720 and encodes 239 amino acids.
AUGGUCGUAAUGUUUGGUAAAUCAUUUCGAUUAUUCUUGUGCACCUUUUACUCGACAGCUGAAGGAAACGAAAUUCGAUGCUUUUCGUGUGAUGACUGCACCAAACAAGCGCCUACGAUCGUACGAUGUGAUGCAAAGAAUGGGCUCGAUCUGAACGCGUUCAGCUACAAUCCGACCUACCCCAUACUGACACCAUCCACACCGCAGUGGAAUGCAAACCCUUGGGAUCCAAUCCUAACUCCACCGACACUGCCACCGAACGGCAAUCAAAACAAUCCGUGGGAUCCAUUACUAACACCACCACCGCUCCUUGGUGGUGGUAAUAAUGGAGACGCCUGGUACCCGGGCAAUCCCAUUCUAACGCCACCACCAUUGAACGGUGGCGGUAAUCAGCUGUAUCCGUGGGAUCCACAGAUAACGCCACCACCGCUUGUUGGUGGUAGUACUGCAUGGCACCCGGAGUAUCCUAUUCUAACGCCACCGACCACCUACUAUCCGUGGGGAAAAGCGAAAGCACACAGCAAGGAAAAUAGGAAGCGUUUCGUAUGUGCGACAGUUCGAAGCAAAGGUAAAGAUCAACAAAUGGACACGGUACAUCGACGCGGUUGUGCCGAGAUCGAAGGGUACGCUGUUGGAGUUUGUGUCCAGGGAGAAAUUCCAGUGACGGAGGGAGGUAUUACGAGUUGCCGCGUUUGUGGACAUUCGCUGUGCAAUGAGUAGGUCAGAGUGAAGGUGUAGGUGGUACCAGCAUGCUGUGAUUUGUUUUGUCUGCUUGAUGUGGUCAUUGGUCAUUGAAAUAAAUGAAAUUGUUUAGAAAAUAGUUAUUAUUUACAUCUAACAAUAGCUGAUUUGGUUUGGUUGUGAAACCUCGGUCAAAGAAUUUACAAGAUGAAUUUAAUACAAAGCUAGAUCGGGUGUACUAGUUUAAUAAAAGUUGCUGAAAUAAACAUUUACGCACAAUGCUUUACUUUUCUAUGCUUUCCUAGCUUGAGCCACUAUUGAAGUCUUUGGGACAACGUGUGUUAGUGUGAAAAAGCUGUUAAAAAGCUGAUUUUCGUAGAUGAAUAAGCAUUGCCUACAUUUAGGCGUAGA